Messenger RNA from Geosmithia morbida, 1818 nucleotides. RefSeq names its product Sugar (and other) transporter. Gene Ontology annotation, molecular function: carbohydrate:proton symporter activity. The record is from RefSeq and is a predicted model, not a curated record. Bases 1 to 1818 code for a protein of 605 amino acids. Gene Ontology annotation, cellular component: membrane. Lineage: Eukaryota; Fungi; Ascomycota; Sordariomycetes; Hypocreales; Bionectriaceae. Gene Ontology annotation, biological process: transmembrane transport; carbohydrate transport. The transcript is spliced from 3 exons.
AUGGCAGAGAAAGAACAACCCGGCAGUCCCCUGAUGGCUGAGUCCCAUCCCGACUCGUCAUCGGGAACCAGUCAUGUUCCCGAAGUCACAUACACCGAGAAGCGGACGAGAAAGGCCAGCGUCAUCCCUGCAGAGCCCAUCCCUCCGCCUACCGGCAUCCUGGGCUUCUUCUCCCGCCUCGGAAAUCUGCCCGAAUGGUCCGUCCGGGGGAAGCGCCUGUCAGGCACGGCCCUCAACUGGUCCAUCGGCUGCAUCGCUUCAUGUGGCUUUCUCAUGUUCGGCUACGACCAGGGCGUGCUGAGUGCCCUGCUCACACUCGAUAGCUUCCAAAAGUCCAUCCCGCUCAUGACGCCCCUCACAAAGGCGAACCCCCUCUGCUGGCUCGACGAUGCGCACACGGUGCGCAACAUGGACAUGUGUACUGGCGAUCCCAACACGCAGGCUGCUGCGGUGGCCAUCUACCAGAUCGGAUGCUUCCUUGGUGCCGUCGUUAUCUUGUACUACGGAGAAGCGUUCGGACGCAAGUCUUCCACCUUUUGGGGCAGUCUCAUCAUGAUUAUCGGCACGAUCAUGCAGGCCAGCGCCUUCGAGUAUGGUCUCUUUACUGCCGGUCGCAUCGUUGGCGGUGUCGGCAACGGCAUGGUCACAUCCACUAUUCCAACCUGGCAGUCUGAGUGCGCUCGCCCUCACCAGCGUGGCUUCCUGAUCACCCUCUCGGGUGCCCUCAUCUCGGGUGGUAUCAUGAUCGCCUACUGGAUCGACUACGGCUUCUACUUCCUCGAGGGCGAUGUGCGUUGGCGCUUCCCCAUUGCCUUCCAGUCCUUCUUCACCGUCAUCGUCAUGUGGGGUCUGCUGUACCUUCCCGAGUCCCCCCGCUGGCUGGCCAUGAGGGGCCGCAUGGAAGAUGCUCGGGAGGUCACAUCCCGCCUUCUAGGAAAGGAGAUCGAUGAUCCCCAGGUGAACGCCGAGAUCCAGACCAUCACCGACGCCCUCGAGCUUCAGAGCCGUGACGGCACUUUCAGGUACAGGGAGCUCCUCACCAACGGUCCCUCGCAGAACCUACGUCGUACCAUUCUCGGCAUCGCUGCCCAGUUCUUCCAGCAGAUCUGCGGUAUCAACCUCAUUACUUACUACGCCACGUUCGUGUUUGAGAACUCGCUGGGUUUCGGACCCGAGAUGUCGCGACUCCUGGCCUCGCUCAACGGUACAGAGUACUUCCUCGCCUCGCUCGUUGCCUUGCCCCUCAUUGAGAGGUUUGGCCGUCGCCCUCUGAUGCUCUUUGGUGCCUUUGGCAUGAUGGCCUCCAUGGCCAUCCUGGCCGGCUCGGCUUCGACCGGCGUCGUCAACGAGCAGGGUGCACCCGUGCUGAGUACCCUUUACGGUGUCGUGUGCACCGUAUUCCUCUUUGGAUUCAACACCUUCUUUGCCAUCGGCUGGCUCGGGAUGACGUGGCUCUACCCUGCCGAAAUCACCAACCUUCGCAUCCGCAUCCAGGCCAACGCCCUGUCGACGUGUUCCAACUGGCUGUCAAACUUCCUCAUCGUCAUGAUCACACCACCCGCCUUCUCCAACCUCGGAUACCGGACAUACAUCAUGUUUGCAGUCUUCAACGCGGCUAUCCUACCCUGUGUGUGGCUCUAUUUCCCCGAGCCCAAGGGUCGCAGCCUCGAGGAGCUAGACAUCAUCUUUGCCAGUGCCGAUGCUCUCAAGAUCAGUCCUGUCAAGAGGGCAAGGGAGAUGGAGCAUAUUGAAGGUUCUGCUCUCGAGGCUGAGAUUGACAAGUACUUUGGUCAGGGGGCUGAGGCCGGGCGUGCUUAG